Messenger RNA from Haemonchus placei, 648 nucleotides. Lineage: Eukaryota; Metazoa; Nematoda; Chromadorea; Rhabditida; Trichostrongylidae. The record is from the annotation of a GenBank genome assembly.
AUGAUACCCACUUUCGUCGUGCUCUGUAUAGUGGUGGCCAACAUUCUACCUUUGAUCAGUCUUUGCUCCAAAAACAAGGCAGAAGAGGAUACUGUAGGACGAAGGAGACAUGCGGGAAAGAACAAGACCACUCGCGACAGCUCUGAGAGUGAAACAUCCGGCAGCGAAAGUUGCACCAGUGACAGCAGAUCGAUUGCAGGAGGGGGACCAGCUUAUCUACAGGAUGACUAUUUCGACUUACCUGGAGAACGUGCUGCACCACAAUAUCCUGCGGCUCCUCGUCCUAAACCAGCUCAACCAGUCAACUUCAAACCAGCGGUUGCCAAUAAAUUUUAUCCCUCCAGGCCAGCAGUUGUUAAUCAGCAAAUUCCUCCCAGACCUACAACGGCCCCGGCCGUUUCCAAACCAGCUAUACCGAGGCCAGCUUUUGCUUCACAACCAGUAGCUCGCCCACCACAGAAUCUACCUAAGCCAGCUCCGCUACAGCCUGCCCCCAGACCUGCAUUCGUUCCACGAGCGGUGGCCCCCAAACCAGCGGCCGUUGCCCCAUAUACGUAUCCUGCGCAGGCGAAUGUUCAGCCCUUUGUAGGUCCUAGACCUCCAUUCGUCAAUAACCAGCAAUUUCCAAACCAGUGGCCGUAUUACUAG